Molecule: messenger RNA, 1614 nt
Organism: Pieris rapae (cabbage white)
Lineage: Eukaryota; Metazoa; Arthropoda; Insecta; Lepidoptera; Pieridae
Exons: 1
Coding region: 95-1318 (407 amino acids)
Source: RefSeq, a predicted model, not a curated record
UAUUCAGUUGAUCAUACACUGCGCGCGAGUGUCCGUGUUUUUCUUGUGUUUUGCUAGUAAUUUUUUAAUUAACACAGUUAUAUAGUUGGUGAAAAUGUAUCGUUAUAUUUACGCAUUAUGUUGUGCUAUUCUUAUAUUGUCUGUUACGGAUCCUUUAGAAGGCAAACGAACUUUUGGCGGUGGUAGACACAGUUAUCCCAAAUCUGGUGGCCUUUCGGGUAGUGGAGGCAGCCAUUCAUACCCUUCUUCAGGUGGAUUAUCUGGAGGUAGCCACGGAUAUCCAUCAUCGGGCAGUCGUUAUCCGCCUUCCGGUGGUUUAUCCGGUGGUGGUUCAGGAUAUCCUUCAUCGGGGGGUAGCCACUCAUACCCCUCAUCUGGAGGCAGUCACUCGCAUCCCUCAUCGGGUGGCAGUCAUACAUAUCCUUCCUCCGGAGGAAGCCAUGGUUAUCCCGCAGGAAAAGGAUUGUCUGGGAACUCACCUAGUAGUGGAGCAGGCCAUACUACCAAUAUACACAACCAUUACCACUACAGCCCCCCACAACAAAUCAGGUACACUCCGGUCCACGGUGGGGCUCCCGUAAGCUAUCCUGUCUACCGAGGCUCACCACCCACCUACGUCUAUCAAUACAAAGACUCUGGAAGUAAAUAUGGUACAUUAUUAGCCGGACUAGCAUUGCUUAACCUCGGAACACUAGCCGGAGGCGCAUACGCUCUUAGCCAUUCGGGUCAUUCGAGUUCAAGUUACAAGCCUCAGCCAGGCGAGGUCUGCAAGUUUGGUAUUAAAAAGGAUAACGGCGAUUAUGAGGAAACGAAAAUCGACUGUCGGUUAAUAACAAGUUUCAUUUUCGAAGAAGAAGCGAAAGCUAAAAAUGGCGCCGUAAACACGACAAUCACGACGACGACGACUAAUGUAACCACAGUGAAUGCACCUGCGUCAGUGGCGCCGGAAGUGCACGUAAAACCGUUAUAUGAAAUGUUGCCCAAUGGAACAUUAGUCCCCUAUAAUGCAACUGACGUCACCGCAGGUAAUGCAACAAGCGAUGGCUCAGUCAAUAACACGUCAUCUGUUACGACAAUAACAACUACUAAUACGACAGUAACGAGCGCUUUAGACGUAAAGGGGAAGCCCGUGGAAGUGACACCUGGGAUGCAGUGUUACGUCAUAAGACACACCUCGACGUCAAACAUGAAGCGGUCUGUGCCCUGCCGUCUCUUACAGUCCUAUGCCGACCAAUCUCUAAAGAAGAAUUCGGCCUCUAGGACCGUACCCGUCUUUACUAUAAUCACAGUCAUCCUAAGUAUGCUAGUGAUUCAUUAAUUUAAUGAAUUCAAUCGUAAUUAGUUCUUAAUUGAUAGGUCCAUUAAGCGUAUUUUCACUUUCGAAUUUAUCAAACUAAAAACAUCAUAUAUCUACGUUGAGGCCAUAAUUUGUAUUAAAUCUAUCGAUUUUGAUCUUUUGUAUUGUAAAGUCUGAAUAAAUGGUACUAUUAUAUGCAGCUUCGAUUUCCUUUAAAGACAUUUUAUACUUUUAUUCUAGUACUUACUUUUAGAUUGUAUAUUGUUAUAUGUGAUAUUUUAUAAAGUAUUUGUAGUUUAAUAAACUUGUGUUACGAA